CUAGAGUAAUAUUAUUUAUCUCGGGCACCGUCGAUCUGGUCGAUUCCGACAGAUUAAAUACCUAAAUAUUAUCAUUUGAUAUUUCUUGACAUGAAAAUGAAACAAAAAUGGAUGACUUGACAUUUGGAUCACACAGGCUAGUUCAUCUGGAUCUUAAAGGAGCACCACCACGAGUAUCUUAUUUCGAAAAGUUGUUUCCACUAUUGAGAACAUGGGGCGCGACUGGACUGUUAGUGGAAUGGGAAGAUACAUUUCCAUAUAACCGCGAACUGUCAAGAAUUGGAAGUAACGGGCCCACUAGCUUGGGUAGUGGAUAUACUGUCCAAGAAGCCCAACAUAUUUUGCAGAUUGCUGGUGAUUGUGGGUUAGCUGUCAUACCUUUAAUCCAAACAUUUGGACAUUUAGAGUUUGUUUUAAAACACGACGAAUGGAGAUCAUUGAGAGAAGUGGAAAAUUUUCCCAGCUCAAUAUGUCCGUCAAAUCCUGGAACGCUGCCUCUGGUAAAGUCUCUAGUCCGUCAAAUAGUUUCCUUUCAUCCUGACAUCCAGUACCUGCAUAUUGGAGCCGACGAAGUUUGGCAUCUGGGUCUAUGUGACGUCUGCUCCAAACGAGCCAGCUUGAGCAAGCAUGGAAAAUUUUCUCUUUACCUGGAACAUGUACUGGCAACUGCUCAGUAUAUUAAGGAAAUGUACCCGUGCCUCAAAAUUAUUGUCUGGGAUGAUAUGAUGAGAUCUAUUGAUUUAGAAGCAUUGAAUGAACACUAUGUUGGAAAGUAUGUUGAACCAAUGAUAUGGCAUUACAAUUCACGUGAAACAUUUUCUUUGACUCAAGAAUUAUGGAAUAAAUUCAGUGCAGUAUUUCCAAAUAUAUGGGCAGCAACGGCUUUCAAAGGCGCAACUGGAUCAACCCGACAAAUCCCAGUGAUAAGUCACCACAUAAGUAACCACGAGCGGUGGCUGGAGGAAUUGGGGACUCAUGUAAACAAAGUUAAUGAAUUUCGAGGUACAGCUUUUACUGGAUGGUCGCGGUAUGAUCACUACGCGACAAUGUGUGAAUUAUUACCCGCAGCGAUACCCUCGCUGGCGCUGUGCUUGAGAGUGUGGUUGCAUGGAUAUUCGGAACAAACGCAUAUGCAAGUUGCCAAAAGUCUCGGAUAUAUUGAUCAUCCGCUGCACAUUAAUCCACAAAUCAGACCUGCUCCAAUUCCUAGUAAUCUAUCGUAUCCUGGAUGGCAGCUGACCGGCGGUAUCGAAUGGUUUUUAAAUUUUAAAGUAAAAUUCGAUAAUACUGUUAACAGUGAACAAAUAACAACGUGGAUGAAUCCUUGGCAGGUAGCUAAUAAUUACACAAACCCGAUGCAGCUUGAAAGUUUGGUUCCUGCAUUCACAGAUAUGCUGCUUGAACAUUCGUCAUUGGAGUCGUACCUGAAAGUUCAAAUGGAAACAAUUUUUUUUCCACCUAUGAUUGACGAGUGGAUUGGUACGCACUUACAACCGAUAAGAAAUAAAUUAUUAGAAUUAAAACUUACAGUCGAGAACCAGAUUAAAAUAAAUAGUCGCAGAUAAUUUUUUUUUAUCCAAGUUCUUAAUAGAGGUAAAAUUUUUUUUUAAUUCCUUAGAAUCAAGUUUAAAAUUAGCUAGCUAUUGAUUGCGGCUUAUUUUUACUUAAUGAAAGACUGAGUUGUUGAUUAAGCAGUACAGAGAUAAUAAUGAUCGAUGAUCUCACGAAGCGUUCCAAUUCAGCUUAUUACCUAAGAUUAACCUAAUAAACAUUUACAAUUAUUGUAAAUAACAAUAUUUUUCUCUUAAAAAAAUUAUUUAUUUUGUAGUUAAAAUAAAAAAAAAGACAUAAAUAUAUAAAUA
This is a messenger RNA of Cotesia glomerata, 1862 nucleotides long. Its product is annotated as hexosaminidase D. Gene Ontology annotation, molecular function: hexosaminidase activity. Gene Ontology annotation, biological process: carbohydrate metabolic process. The coding region runs from base 108 to 1565 and encodes 485 amino acids. The record is from RefSeq and is a predicted model, not a curated record. NCBI's taxonomy places the organism in Eukaryota, Metazoa, Arthropoda, Insecta, Hymenoptera, Braconidae. The transcript has 8 exons.